Erinaceus europaeus (western European hedgehog) is the source of this 2329-nucleotide messenger RNA. Its product is annotated as neurotrophin receptor-interacting factor homolog. Gene Ontology annotation, molecular function: DNA-binding transcription repressor activity, RNA polymerase II-specific. Gene Ontology annotation, cellular component: nucleoplasm. The transcript has 7 exons. Gene Ontology annotation, biological process: negative regulation of transcription by RNA polymerase II. Lineage: Eukaryota; Metazoa; Chordata; Mammalia; Eulipotyphla; Erinaceidae. The record is from RefSeq and is a predicted model, not a curated record. Bases 89 to 1963 code for a protein of 624 amino acids.
GGAGCCCGGGACGCGCCUAGUCGGCUCCCGGCGUGAGGGCGACGCUCGGCACAAACCCAUCCCCGGACUCGAACCCCGGACACGCAGCAUGGCGGCCGCACCUCGGAGCUCUUGGGUCCGUGAUCCAGUGACCUUUGAAGACGUGACCUUGAUUUUUACCCCAGAAGAGUGGGAAAAGCUGAGCCUUGAACAGAAGUGCCUGUACAGGGAGGUGAUCCUGGAGAACUACAGGAACCUGGUCUCCGUGGAACACCAGCUUUCCAAGCCAGAUGUGGUGUCUCAGUUGGAGGAGGCCGAAGAGCUCUGGUCUGUGGAGAGAGGAAUUGAAGACAAGUCUGCAGAUUCUGCUCGGAUGCAGUUGAACCCCCAGGCAAAGAUCCAGGUUGUUGAAGUCCUCACACUGAACAAGGAGCUGGCUUGUUCCCGGAAUGCCCAGAUCCGAGCCCUCUAUGCUGAAGGCGAGGGUCUGAGCCCAGACAUCCUCAGGGAGCCCACUCCGCAGCUCGACAGUUACCAAGUUGACCCCAACACUGCCCACCAGAAAUUCCGGACAUUCCAUUUUAAGGAGGCUCCAGGGCCCCGGGAGGCCCUGGCUCGCCUGCGGGAGCUGUGCUGUCAGUGGCUGCGGCCCGAAGCCCACUCCAAGGAGCAGAUCCUAGAGCUGCUGGUGCUGGAGCAGUUCCUGGGUGUGCUUCCUGAGAAGCUGCAGGUAUGGGUGCAGUCACAGCAACCAGAGAACUGUCACCAGGCACUAGCCCUCAUAGAUGACAUAAUCUGGAUAUCUGAGGAGGAAGCAGUGCUGCCUUCUGAUUCCCCCUGCUCUCUGGAGGUCACAGUGCAACAGCAGGAGAAGGAGGCAGAAAAGGAUACGGCCACCUGUGCAGAGAAGGCUCACCCUGAGGAAUCAGUGACAUUGCAAGAAUCAGUGACUUUCCAGGAUGUUUCUGUCGACUUCAGCAGGGAGGAGUGGAGGUUACUGGAUCCAACUCAAAGGAAUGAGUAUCACAACGUGAUGCUGGAGACCCUCGGGAACCUAGUCUCUGUGGGUUGGGAGACUACACUGGAAAGCAAACAGUUAACUCCAGAGUCAAGCACUUCCAAGGAAGUACCUGGCCUGGGCACAGAAGUCUUAAGGGAGGAGUCCUCCAACUCAGGAAAUGGCCCACAGGCUGGGGCCCCAGAAGUCUCAGACACGGCACUGAAAGAGGUGGAGCUUACUCAGGAACAAUCCCCCCCUCGACCACAGCAACGUGAACGCCCCAGAUCCCAGGCAAACUCUGCCUCUGAGAGAAGCCAUGUUUCACGCCAGAAAGCACUUCAUAGGAAAAACUCACGUAAGCGUGUCUCACCUGUCAAAAUUGUGACACAGAGUCAAUAUGCCAAAAUUAACCAGAAGAGCAAAACUGGGCGGAAAGGUCGGGAAAGCAGUGGCUCAGGGGAAACCCGCCUGCAGCACUCUCAGCAGGUGACCUUCAUAAAGAUUCACAAAGGGAGCCAGGUUUGUCGCUGCAGUGUAUGUGGUAAAAUCUUCCAGAAUCCAAGGUAUUUUUCUGUUCAUAAGAAAAUCCACACAGGAGAGAAGCCCUAUGUGUGUCAAGGUUGUGGGAAAGCGUUUGUUCAGAGCUCUUCCCUCACACAACAUCUGAGAAUUCACACUGGUGAGCGGCCUUUUGAAUGUCAGGAGUGUGGGAGAACCUUUAAUGAUCGCUCAGCCAUCUCUCAGCACCUGAGGACUCACACGGGGGCCAAGCCCUACUCAUGUCAGCAAUGUGGAAAAGCCUUCCGCCAGAGCUCCCAUCUCACCAGACAUCAGAGAACUCACACUGGAGAGCGCCCCUACAAGUGUGACGCAUGUGGAAAGGCCUUCACCCAGAGCUCACACCUGAUCGGGCACCAGAAAACACACAACAAGGGCAAAUAUAAGAGUAAAUACCGCCUACCUCAUAGCACUCAAGCAAGAUGAAUGGAUAUUGUCUUUUCAGCAUCAUCCUACAGUGUUAUGUGGGUGGCCUGGUUGCACUUAAAUCUGUUCAUUAAAAGUGAUAUUCGUAGGUGAAGUUAAAGAGGUCAUCAGGUAUGGUGCGUGCCUUACUAUGCAUGCUGCUCAGGUCAAAGUAGCACAGGGGGAAGCUUUAAUGCUGUGGUGUUGCUACGUCUCUGGCUUCUGUUGAAAAAGUCACGUAAUGCACUUUGUUGUGUAAAAUAAGUGAUCUUAUUAAAAUAAAAUGCUUAUAAAUUUUUAAAGUAUGCCCCCAAAGAUCUUUGCACUGAUAGAUAUCCAAUGUAAAAUAUUUAUGUAUAUGAUAAAAAAUUUAGAGAACAUGAAUAA